This is a messenger RNA of Moneuplotes crassus, 2039 nucleotides long. The record is from the annotation of a GenBank genome assembly. NCBI's taxonomy places the organism in Eukaryota, Ciliophora, Spirotrichea, Euplotida, Euplotidae.
CUAUGGGAGCUUGUUGUACUAAUAGACCUAUAAAUCCAGUUGAAGAAGGACUCAAUACUCAUGUUGGUCCAAAUAAGAAGAAAAGGAACGAUCUUGAUAAAGCAAUGAACUUGUUGUUUAAGAGAAAUAGUUCUUCAAUGACUCUUAGCCUCAGGUUUACGGCUAGAGAGCUCCCCACCAUGGAUUCAGGAUCUAAGACGGACUCGUUUGCCGUGAUUUAUCAGUCGAAUACAGACCCUGAACAAGGAGAAGUAGGCAAGUGGGUAGAAGUUGGAAGGACUGAAGUUAUUAUGAACACCAAUGAGCCAGAGUUCAUCAAGACUGUCCAAGUAGAGUACCACUUCCAGGAAGAUCAAGAGUUGAUGGUAGCUCUUUAUGAUAGUGACAAGUUUAAUGACGAAGAGAUUUCUCUUGAAGACUCAGAGUACAUUGGACAAGCAGAGUUUAGACUUCAGACUCUGGUCUCCAAUGCAGACAGAGAAAUAGAGUUUCCACUCUUCAGUAAGAAAUCAAGCCAAGAAGGUGGAAAAGAAGGGGAAGGAGAAGGAGAAGAAGAAAAGCAUGCUGAAGAAGAAACUAAAGAAGAAGACCAGACAGCUAAAGGAUUCGUCAAAGUUCAUUUUGAGGAAGAUCUCAGCUGCACCAACCAAGAUCUCAAGCUUGUUAUAUCUUUGCAUGAAGGUAACUUUGCUGAAGAUAAGGCUUAUUUUAUUGAAAUUGAGAAGGUUAAUCCAGAUUCUGCUGAAAAAACAGUCUCCAUUUUCAAGACAGAGAAGGUCACAUUUCACAGUGAAUCUUUGACACAAUUUAAGGAUAUCAACAUUCCUUUGGAUUGAUUCUUAUUUAUUAAGAACACUGUGAUCAAUGAAAAGGAAAUUCCACUCAAAUUGGUUGUCAAGCAAUAUAUCCCUUCAGGAGAACACCAGAAAAUUGGAGAGAUAUCCACAACUAUUGGAGAUCUUCUAGAAGGGGAUUCUGAGAUUAAACUAGAAGUCAAAGAAUCUGAAAAUACUUUCUCUUUGAAGAUAGAGGAGUCAGAGUUGACUAAGGUGAACUCCUUCUUAGACUACAUUACCAAUGGGUGCCAAAUGGCCUUAGUAGCUGGAAUUAGUUUUGGAGCUUCAAACAAGACUGGAGGUCCUGAUGGCAAGAACCUGCACUCCACUGAAUUGAAGGACAACUACUACUUUAUUGCGACUCAGCAGAUUGGAAAUAUCUUGCUCAAUUUUGAUUCAGACAAGCAAGUCCCUCUAUAUGGAUUUGGAGCAAUUAUUGAUGAAAGAUAUUACAAAACUAAUGUUUCUAACUGUUUCGCUUUGAAUGGAAACAGCUUCAGACCUGAAGUUUUUAAUGUUGCAGGCAUCCAAGCUUACUACAUCAAUGCUAUCAACAACAUUGAGUUAGGAGAGGCUACUUUGCUCGCUCCAAUGCUUCAAAGAUGGAAUGAAAUGGUGUCUUUUGAGGUAGAAAAUAACAUAAGGAAGUACUACACUUUCUUGAUCCUUACUGAUGGAGCAAUCCAAGAUAAAGACGAAACAAUAGAGCAGAUAGUCGCUUCGACUAAGCUCCCAGUCUCAGUGAUUAUAGUAGGAAUCGGUAAUGGAGAUUUCUCAGAUAUGGAAUUCCUUGAUUCAGAUGGAUCCCCUCUUUUCUGCCAAAAAACUCAGACAUUUGCUAAGAGAGAUAAUGUACAGUUUGUAAAAUAUUCAGAUAACAAAGGAGACACUCAAAAGCUUGCUAGCGAGACCUUGCAGGAGUUGCCCCGCCAAAUGUUGGAGUACUUCGAAGGCAAAGAGAUCGAACCUAAGGAUAUGAAGCUAAAUUCUCAGAACAACGAGGUUAAGGACUAUAGCUCUCAUAAGGCUAUGCAGCUAAUUUCAAAUGAAUUCUUCAAGACUCAAGUCAAUUCAGAUAAGAGACAAGAAAUAUUGACUCAGGGAAUUGCUGACCCAGACACAAUUGAUUACGAGAGUCUGGUUGAUGGAUAUCAGAACAAGCUGAAGAUUUAAUAAAAUCGUGCAUAUUUAGAUUAUUCAAUA